AAGUGUAUCUCAAACAGAAACUGGGCCGUGUCGGUCUUGUUGUUUUCUCUCCGCCUCUCCCUCUUUUUCUCCCUCGCUCUCCGUUUCACACUCGCACAAGAAGCGGAGCUGAAGGAGGAGACGCGCCGCUUCGAUAGUUUGUCACUGUCGUAAACAAAAUGGGUUCGAAUCGCUCGUUUCUGCCGAUUUUAUCGCGUUGUCUCCUAAUCUGCGUCACUUUGUGGAGCGAGCCGAGCAGCGGGCUGUCAUCCAAAUCCCCCCGGAGACCGAACAUCGUUUUGAUCCUCACCGAUGACCUGGACAUCGCGCUCGGGGGACUGACUCCACUCCCCAAGACGAGGAAGCUUAUCGGCGAUGCGGGGAUGUCGUUCUCCAACGCAUUCGUCGCCAGCCCGCUGUGCUGCCCGAGUCGGGCCAGCAUCCUGACGGGGAAAUACCCGCACAACCACCACGUCAUCAACAACACGCUGGAGGGGAACUGCAGCAGCAAAGCCUGGCAGAAGAGCGAGGAGGCCGGCACCUUCCCCGCCCUGCUGAGGACGCGCGCCGGCUACCAGACCUUCUUCGCUGGGAAAUACCUCAACCAGUACGGCCGCUCGGAGGCGGGUGGAGUGGAGCACGUUCCUCCAGGCUGGAGCUACUGGGUCGGACUGGAGAAGAACUCUAAAUACUACAACUACACUCUGUCAGUGAACGGAAAGGCCGAGAAUCAUGGAGCGGACUACGGCAAAGACUACCUGACCGACGUCCUGGCCAACAGGUCUCUGGACUUCCUCCAGUAUAAAUCCAACUACAUGCCGUUCUUCAUGAUGGUGUCCAUCCCGGCCCCCCACUCCCCCUGGACCGCGGCGCCUCAGUACCAGAACAGCUUCAACACCACCAAGGCUCCCCGAGACCCCAACUUCAACGUCCACGGGAAGGACAAACACUGGUUGAUCCGACAGGCCAAGACCCCGAUGAGCAACUCCUCCGUUCAGUUCCUGGACGACGCCUUCAGGAAGCGGUGGAGAACCCUGCUGUCGGUGGACGACCUGGUGGAGAAGAUAGUGAAGAGUUUAGAGGUCAGAGGGGAACUGGACAACACGUACGUUUUCUUCACAUCGGACAACGGCUACCACACAGGUCAGUUCUCUCUUCCUCUGGAUAAGAGGCAGCUGUACGAGUUUGACAUCAGAGUUCCUCUCAUGGUCAGAGGACCGAACAUCAAGCCCAACCAGACCAGCCGGAUGCUGGUGGCGAACGUCGACCUCGGUCCGACCAUCCUGGACAUCGCCGGCCACGACGUCAACAAGACAAAUAUGGACGGCAUGUCCUUCCUGCCCGUCAUGGAGGGGAAGGUGAACAGCAGCAGCUGGAGGACAGACAUCCUGGUGGAGUACGAAGGGGAAGGAAGCCCCGUGUCCGACCCGGCUUGUCCCCUGCUGGGACCCGGCGUCUCGGAGUGUUUCCCGGACUGCGUGUGCGAGGACUCGUACAACAACACGUACGCCUGCGUGCGGACCGUCGCCCUCUCGACCGACCUGCAGUACUGCGAGUUCGACGACAACGAGGUGUUCGUGGAAGUCUACAACGUGACAGCUGACCCCUACCAGCUGACCAACAUCGCCAAGACCAUCGACCAGGAGGUGCUGGAGAAGAUGAACCACCGGCUGAUGAUGCUGCAGUCCUGCUCCGGCCAGACGUGCCGGACGCCCGGCGUGUACGAUACGAGGUAUAAAUUUGACCCUCGACAGAUGUUCCCGAGCAACAGCUGGCCGCCCAGCCGACUCCGACAGAAGAAGUAAGAUGAGGAGGAGGAGGAGGAAGAGGAGGGCUGUGUCCUAUUUCUUGUAUUCGGGCCUUUCGUGCUGCUGUUGCCGUGUUUCUGGGCCUCACAAGCCUCUCUGGAGGAGCAGAAGGGGCCCACGUGGCACCGGGGCCCCUCUGGGUGCAGGACCCACCUUUUAUAGCUUCUGGAUCAACGUGUCAACGAUCCAAACUGUGGGAGCUUGUCUUAUUUUCUCUAAUUGUCACUCAUAUGGUCGUCAAGAAUUUCAAUCUUAAUCACAGAGAAAACUGCAGCAAAUCCCACGAAGCAUCCAAACGUUUAUUUACAUGAUCAAUCAAGCAGUGCUCCUUUAAAGGUAUCACUACGUGUAAAUAUCACGUUCCCUGACAUUUCUGAUCAUUAGUACAAGAUUUCAAAUUACGAAACAAUGAAAACGUGCUUGUUUUUCUUUAAUUAGUUUUCUUAAUUAAUCCUCAACUAUCGAUCCCAAUAAACAGCUGAUCAGCAAUAACAUGUUAAUGGUAAAUAGUUUUUAAAAUAGUAAUCCUCUGAAUUUGAUGCAAACAUGUUCUAUUUUCAGACCUUUUUCUUGUUGAGUGGAGCUUUUACACAGCGAGAUGUUCGCUGCUCUUCUCGUGUUUAAAAGCCUUAUUUGGACCUUGUUUGAAGAACGUUCGCUGGAAGAAGCUUAAAUGGGUUUUUACGGCCUGUUUACUGUGACAGAGUCACUGAGACGGAAAAUAAAAAGCUCGAAAAACUGCUGCUGAUUUAACAAGUGGAGCCUUAAUGAGAAUUACAAGAGCCACAAAAACGAACCAAAUGUUCUUGAGUCAAAACAGUUUAAAGUUAGACUUCGAAAUGAAUUCCAUUAUGUCAUAACUGUCUCCUUUUAAUAAGGGCAGAAAUGCGAUUUUCUUUGUUGGAGGAGAUUUGAACUUAAAAUCAAGUAUUUUGCUCCGUUUUGCAGCUUCCUGAGAAGCUGAAACGCUGCUUCAGUGCAGAGAUGAUCCUCCUGAUGGGAAAGAGGAAGAAGCAAUUCUAGAAAAAUAGAAGAUAUAUUUAGCCAAAAUGUCCUUUCUCACAUUAUCAGGGUUCCACUCAGAAGUUUUGGAGUCACUUCUUUUCAUCAAGAAUUUUCAUUUCACUUUAAAUUAUAUGCAGGAACUUUUAAUGGGCAAAUAGAAAUGAAACAUUUAUAUUUGAUAUCUUUUGAAUGUGACCUAAAGGGAAAUGAAAGGAAACGUGUAUUUUUGACAGAAGUAAUAUUUCUUCACAGAUAGUUAUUUUUAAUUUCAAAAGAUCAACGUAUUUCUAAUUUCAGAUAAAAUCUGUGCAGAUUAUUAACAUCCAGACACUUUUGAAGAAAAAUGAGAUCCAGAAAGUCUCAAGCCGUCGAAAAAGAAAAAGUCUGAUUAUUUCCUCAAACUGAAUCAACAGUUCUACCUUUUUAUUUCCAGCAGUACGUCUUGUUUUAUUCUUGGACUAAUAUUUCCAUCCAGCUUCUUUCUUCCUCUGCAGUGUUUCUGAUUCACAUCUGAACUGAAUUAAUGUGAAACUCGGGUUUCAAGUCACUGAUGCACUUUUUCAACCUGUCAGAACUGUUUCAUUUAGGAGCCUUUUGUUUUUAGAAUAGUUGUGUGAUUGUGUAUUUCUGGCUUGUGUUUUCUGUCCGAAUAAAGAAAUGAUUGAAAAUAAAAA
This is a messenger RNA of Gasterosteus aculeatus aculeatus (three-spined stickleback), 3466 nucleotides long. RefSeq names its product glucosamine (N-acetyl)-6-sulfatase a (gene gnsa). Gene Ontology annotation, biological process: glycosaminoglycan metabolic process. NCBI's taxonomy places the organism in Eukaryota, Metazoa, Chordata, Actinopteri, Perciformes, Gasterosteidae. Gene Ontology annotation, molecular function: N-acetylglucosamine-6-sulfatase activity; glycosaminoglycan binding. The record is from RefSeq and is a predicted model, not a curated record.